AUGGGGGACUCACGGCCAGUUUUCUUCUUUGACAUUGACAACUGUCUCUAUCCCAAAAGCCGAAAAGUCCAUGAUCAUAUGACGAGACUAAUCGAUGACUAUUUCAUGAAGCACUUAGAGUUAGACCAGCAAGCAGCCUACGACCUUCAUCAGAAGUACUAUAAAGACUACGGCCUUGCGAUUGAAGGGUUAAUCCGUCACCACCAAAUCGAUGCGCUCGAGUACAAUCGCCAAGUCGAUGAUGCUCUUCCUUUAGAGGACAUCAUUCCCCGCGAUCCAGAACUGCGCGAGUUGUUACUGGAUAUCGACACCUCGAAAGUCAAGCUAUGGCUAUUUACUAACGCCUAUGUCACUCAUGGAAAGCGGGUUGUAAAGCUACUUGGGGUCGAUGAUCUCUUCGAGGGUAUGACAUUCUGCGAUUAUGGCAACCUUCCAAUCGUUUGCAAGCCCUAUACGGAAAUGUUCCAGAAAGCUAUGAAACAAGCUGGAAUACAGGAAAUGAAAGACUGCUAUUUUGUUGAUGAUUCUGCUCUGAAUUGCAAAGCGGCAGAGAAGCUUGGGUGGAAUACCGCGCAUCUUGUAGAGGAAGGCGAACCACUGCCUGCGGAACAGCCCUGCGAAUACCAGAUACGCCACUUGACAGAACUUCGAAAGCUUUUCCCACAGUUCUUCAAGAGCACAUCAUAA
Glarea lozoyensis ATCC 20868 is the source of this 687-nucleotide messenger RNA. Its product is annotated as HAD-like protein. The record is from RefSeq and is a predicted model, not a curated record. The coding region runs from base 1 to 687 and encodes 228 amino acids. Lineage: Eukaryota; Fungi; Ascomycota; Leotiomycetes; Helotiales; Helotiaceae. Gene Ontology annotation, biological process: nucleotide catabolic process; pyrimidine nucleobase metabolic process. The transcript is spliced from 4 exons. Gene Ontology annotation, molecular function: nucleotidase activity.